AAGCACGUGGAAACCAGAGGUGUGGGCACUGGUAUUUUUUGCAGAGCUGCAGAACAUCGUUAAAGUGAUAAACAGUUGCAAUAAGCCAUUACCUGCACACGUUAAUGUAAUUAGUAAACAAACUUGUGGCAGGCGUCGAGCUCCUGCGUCAGACUUUACGCACCAUGCGCCCUGUGUGACUAGAAGCUGAUUUCGCAUCUUUGCGCGCAGUGAUGUUGUAUACCGGAGACAGUGCCUGAAUGAAGAGACCGUGCACUUUGCUUUGGAUUCAUAGUGUCACGCUGACACGGACGCUACAACCAGUUCUGUACAUUACACAAGAUUGAAGGAAAAAACACAACUUUCUUUCCCUGCUUCCUCCUGAUCUCCCUCUUGUCAGUCUCCUCCACCACCUUCAUCUUGAAGGAGCUCCGGUGUUGCAGCCAUGCCAAAGAACACCAAGGUGACCCAGCGGGAGCACAGUAAUGAGCCAGUCACUGAGUCGGUGGCUGACCUGCUAUCCCUGGAGCACCCCAUGGACUAUAAGAGCAGUCAGAUGAGUAUGGGUUUGAGUCCUGGCUCUACCGCUCCAGUGAAGGCCCUGAUACCCUCCCCUGACCCCGACGCAGAGGACGGCAGACCGGCCUGGAACAACAAGCUGGAGUACAUCCUGGCCCAGGUGGGCUUCUCUGUGGGCCUAGGUAACGUCUGGAGGUUCCCCUACCUGUGCCAGAAGAACGGUGGAGGUGCAUACCUGGUGCCCUACUUCAUUCUCCUCCUCCUCAUCGGCAUCCCCCUGUUCUUCCUGGAGCUGGCAGUGGGACAGAGGAUCAGGCGUGGCAGCAUCGGGGUGUGGAACUACGUCUGCCCACAGCUGGGAGGCAUCGGGGUUUCCAGUCUGAUGGUUUGCGGUUUUGUGGGCCUCUACUAUAAUGUGAUUAUCGGCUGGAGCAUCUUCUAUUUCUUCCAGUCUUUCCAGUAUCCACUGCCUUGGGCUGAAUGCCCCAUCCAGAGAAAUGGAUCCCUAGCCAUCGUGGAGCCGGAGUGUGAGAAGAGCUCGGCCACCACUUACUUCUGGUACCGCCAGACUCUCAACAUCACCAGCUCGAUCGAUGACACCGGCGGCCUGAACUGGAAGAUGACCCUGUCCCUUCUGGUAGCUUGGAUCUUGGUCUGCCUGGCUGUCAUCAAGGGCAUCCAGUCCUCUGGGAAGGUGAUGUACUUCAGCUCUCUCUUCCCAUAUGUGGUGCUUUUCUGUUUCCUGGUGCGAGGUUUGAUGCUGAAGGGAGCAGUGGAUGGCAUCGCUCACAUGUUCACCCCUAAGCUGGAAAAGAUGUUGGAGCCGCAGGUGUGGAGAGAAGCAGCCACGCAGGUCUUUUUCGCUCUCGGCCUUGGCUUCGGAGGUGUCAUCGCUUUCUCCAGCUACAACAAGCGAGACAACAACUGCCACUUUGAUGCAACGCUGGUCUCCGUCAUUAACUUUGUCACCUCCAUCCUGGCCACUUUAGUUGUGUUUGCAGUCCUGGGGUUCAAAGCGAACAUCAUGAAUGAGAAGUGUGUUGUCGAUAAUGCAGAGAAGAUUUUGGGCUUCCUAAACACAGGUGUGCUGAGCAAAGAGCUCAUCCCUCCUCACAUCAACUUCUCCCACCUGUCCGCCCAGGACUACGCAGAGAUGUACGGUGUCAUUAAGACGGUUAAGGAGGACAGCUUUGACCAGCUGGGCCUGGACGCCUGUGUGCUAGAGGACGAACUCAACAAGGCGGUUCAGGGCACUGGUCUGGCAUUCAUCGCCUUCACAGAGGCCAUGACACAUUUCCCUGGCAGUCCCUUCUGGUCUGUCAUGUUCUUCUUCAUGCUGAUCAACUUGGGUCUGGGAAGCAUGAUCGGCACCAUGACUGGCAUCACAACACCCAUACUGGAUGCUUUCAAGAUACGCAAAGAGAUCCUGUGUGUGGCUUGCUGUAUCAUAGCCUUUCUGUUAGGCCUGCUGUUUGUGCAGCGCUCAGGGAACUACUUUGUCACAAUGUUUGAUGACUACUCGGCUGGUUUGCCUCUCACUGUGGUGGUGAUCCUGGAAAACAUCUCUGUAGCCUGGAUCUACGGCACUAAGAGGUUCAUGCAGGACCUGGAGGACAUGCUUGGUUUCAGGCCUUACUCCUUCUAUUACUACAUGUGGAGAUUCGUGUCGCCAGCUGUCCUGGUGGUGCUCAUCAUCUCCACUGUCAUUGAGAUGGCCGUCAGUCCUGCAGGAUACAACGCCUGGGUGGAGGCUGAGGGCGCAGAGCGUUUCCAAAGCUACCCUCCCUGGGCUUUAGCCAUGGCCUACUCUCUCAUCGUGGUGGCCAUGCUGCCUUUACCCCUCGUCUUUAUUGUUCGCCACUUCAACCUGAUCUCAGACGGCUCAAACAAGCUGUCCGUCUCCUACCGUAAAGGCAUGAUGAAGGACAUCUCCAACCUCGAAGAACAGGACGAGCAGCGCUUCAUCCUCAGCAAGAAGCUCAGCGAGGCUCCUUCCCCGAUGCCUACCCACCGUGCUUACCUGGGCCCCGGCGGCACCCAGGAGAUGACCAACACCAACUAUGGCACCAGCACCAAGACAGGCUACCAGAACAUUGGCUCGCCCGAGUCUGAGCUAUGAUCCACUGAGCUCAUAGAUCCUCCCAUCCAUUAUACCCCAGCCUUGCUUAGAGAGAGGGAGACAGAGGAAGAAAGGGAGGAACAGAGGAUGUCAAGAGGCAAUGAAAAUCCACUGUUGGUUGUUGCAGCGUUCAUCACACUUUAACCCCCAGAGCUGAAUCUCUCUAUCCCCCGUUUUCUGCCCCUACGCUCCUCGCCUUUGGUUCUUCCCCGCCAUAGGAUCCGUGCUGCCAGUUGCCUAUCAAUCCCAGCUGUAAUGAAGGGAUUAUGGGAAUGUGAGUCCCACCAGAUAUGAUGACAUUUUCCAUUUGUCAAAGUAAAAGGGGGGCAGAGAGAGAGGGACAUAGACAGGAACAGAGGGAGGAGUGAAGCUUAGAAAGGUCCACUGAGGGCUUCGAUACUACAAGCUUUGUUUUGUAAUAAGCUCUGGCUGAGGUUAAGGUAUGUGCAACGCUAAAAUGCUUUACGUUGUACUAAACUGUGUGUUGACCAGUUUGGAGAAGGUUCUUUUUGAGACAGUUAGAUGUUCCUAACAUCUUAUUAUUCUGGUUCAGUUGUAGAAAAUGAUUUGUGGGGUUAGGAUGGAUGGAAGGAGACUCAGAAAGAAAACUUAUUUUCAUGAUCAGUAUCACCGUAUGAGAACAUUUGUCAUCUAGAAAGCAAACGUAUUACAAAUGCAUUCAUAUAAGUAGGUAGUAAGUCUUAUAGUGUAAACAGUGUUCCAAGCACAUUACAUCUUUAUUGUGCCUAUCAUGCAUCAGCAAUAAUAACCAGUCAAAGUAGGGUCCUCAUAAAACUGUGGAUCUCCUUCUAUCCCUACUUUCCCCACUGAUGUAGAAUACUGUACAUAUGUGUUGUGCAAUAGUCUGAGAUGUCACCGCAAAUCGUGUAUAUACAUCACAGAAGUGCAAAACUAUUCGCUUCUUCAUUUCUUCUCCAUGAAUACCGAAACACAGACACCCACUGUCGUUUUAGAGCAUCUCUGAGCCUUAACACAGAGCAACACUUUUCUUUUAAACAACCUUUCUUCUUGAGAACUAAGGCUCUGGAGCUGUUGCCAACAGCACUGCACACGUUGUCUCGCUGCUGUUCCAGUCGCAGCUGGUCUAGACAAAGCUUUUCCAUUUGAAUCAAGCAAUUUAAUCAAGCAAUUCCAUUUUAAUCAGUGCCCUAGAAGGGCAGAGGUGGCAGUACACGAGUAGAGAUAAGCAGAGCGGCAUCACGCUGGUCUGUCUGUGUGUUAAUGAGGCAGACCUAGAAGGAAUUGGAAAAUGUGAGUUUGUGUACGUGCCUGUGCAAGUGUGCGUGCGUCAGUGUGUCGUCUGCCGCUGAAUGAGAGCUCCCAGUGACCCUGCCUCUUUAAAAAUAGAGCAGCGUUACCCAGGGUAAGCCGUGGCAACACACCAUAGAUACAGAUCCUCUUCUGAUGUGAAGGAGGAAGAGAAGAGUGGACAUCUUGCUUUGUCUGCUCCACCUGCACAGCUAUGUACUCAGCAAUACACACAAUAUAUUUUACUGUUGAGGCCCUACAAGAAUAUAUCUCGAAUAUAAUGUUUUACAGUGCAUUGAGUAAGAGGUUCACUGCCGUGCCGUGUUUGGGUUUAAUUGUUGUACAUUCCUCAAAUUGUAACCACUACAGAUUUCAUAAGCACUAAAAUGUACACUUUGAUGUAUUUUUGUGAACUGAGGUGUGAAAAGUUUUAUCCUUUUUUUUGUAAAAAAAAAAAAUGUCUAUAAUCUUGUAUGACAACGUAUGUUUAGCAGUAUAAUAUGGAAAAUUGUGCAGUGAUAUAAAUAUUUGGACUAAGUGGUAAUACACAGAUUUCAUCACUGGAUGUCUCUGUUGGCCAGCAGAGGAGCCAAUGACUCUCUGUCUCUCGUGGCCCCUCCCUGAGACAACACCAAUACUUGAGACUGAACGGAUGUAUUGUGAAGCACAGUCAGUCACAUUGUUUGGUGCCUGAACAGCAUAUCUGUUGUCUGUUUGCCUUAUGCUUUUCUCAGUUUGGUUCAUCUCAUUCACUUGAGCACUUUAAUUAGGUAGAGACCCUGGAGUUGUUUGUCAAGUGCAGGUUGGACAAAAGCUUUGUCAGUAAUCACAAGAAUGCUGUCACAGAACAUGUAUUGGUUAGUAAUAUUUAUAUAUAGUGACAGAUUGAGGGAGCUGACUGGAGGCACAAUACACAAAUGUAUCAAAAGCCACUUUGUCAGACACAUCUGGUUUCUUGUGUGUUAGUUAAGCAGAUUGUUUUCUGUAAACUUUGAGCAUUUUAACAAUAAUGUUUCAUCUUAUAUUGUUAAGAGCGUGUUGAUGCGUUGAAUUUUUCCCUGUUAUCACGCCAGUGUUGAUUGAUGCCAUUGGAUAGCUCCUAGGUCCUCCAAUUUUACAUAAUGUAAGUCUUGACCAAUGCCUAUGCUAUUACAUGGCUCUUACUAUCUGUUUAGGUGAAAACAAAACAAUAGAAAAACAAAGGGAUCUUUCCACACUAGUCUCCCCCUAAAUCACAGGAAAGGUGGUUGCUCUCCAUCCUGAAUGCAUUAGGAUCUUACAAAUGAACAUGUAAACACACAUUAGCCAGAGUAUAGCUUGCUCAGUUGCUAAAAAUGAGUGUGCAAAAACAUGCAGAACUACUGUGAUAACAUGUACAAGAAACCAGAUGUUUUUGGUCAAUUGGCUUGCAACACAAAUUACAUAACCUCAGGUGAAGGCACUCUCCUGAACUCACCUGCAGCUUAAAAACUCUGACACACCAGGGCACAUUAAAGCACAUUAAAGCACAUUUAUGGAAGCACAUGAAAGUGAGCACAAAGGAGUGAGCAUGCCUUGGUGAGCAAGCUCCAGUCAAUGAGUUAAAAAUAGAGUGUGGGUGAUCUGGAUGAUGAAAUCUGUAGAUUAUGUUAGUUAUGGUAUAAUUCCUGCGUCCUCCAAGGGGUCACUGGAGGAUAAGUCUGCACACUGAAAUGCACUGCCAUCUACAUAAGAAGCUAAACUGCACCAUUAUAGUUUGUUCUAACUAUAGAUUGAUCUGUACAAUAAAUACAUAAGAGGUGACAAACCUGAGCUUAUACUGGUGUGGAGGAAAAAGCACAAUCAAAACACAUGAGUUCAUAGAGUCUUUUGAAAACAGCAAUAUCAAGUUUAAACCCCUGGCUUAUUUCAAUACAUGAUGCACAGUUUGCCACAUUUCGCCAAGGAGUUCCCACUUCUCCACACCAGGCAAAGCAGGUCUUGCCUCUAACAUUAAAUACACUGUUGAAAUACUCUGCCCAGUGGAAAAAUGUCUUAUCAUAUUGUUUAAAAUUUGCUCAGUAAAAAGAUAUUGGCAUUUGUAGGCUAUUGAUAUUGGAUAUUUAUUGUUGAAAACUCCAACUCCAGGGUCUCUUUGUCUUGUCCAUGUGUCGGUUGUGUUGCAUUAGAUACUACAAAGCAACUUCUAGAUUACUGUAACUCAGUUGAAUUACUGUGAAUAACGCAACAAAAAUAGAGUAAUAGUGUUUUAUUUAAUUGUGCAAAUAGUCUUUAUGUGAACAAAUCCAUAGUUAUAUUUAUAGUAUUUAAGACAUGAGAUGUAUUUAAUCUGUACAUAUUGAUGUACAUUCUGAUAAAUCCACACUGAGUAUAGUAUAGCAUAUAGUAAGAGUGACCGGGUGUAUACUUGAGCUGUAAAUAAUAAUUGUAUAUUUUGAUAUAUUUUUUGAUUUUUGUACUGUAGGUAAUGUUACUUUGCUGUCUAUUGGUUUCUGUGUGUGUGGUUGUUCUCAAUCAAAAUAGCUGCGCGACUGUGUGUGUGUGUGUGUGUGUGUGUGUGUGUGUUUGUGUGUGUGUAAAGUAAGAGUAUAUGUAGGUUUUUGGUGUUUAAAUGUGUGUUUUUUCUCCUCUCUCUGUUGUGUGCUGCUGAUCUAAUCCAGUAGAUACAAUCCUGUUGUUACAGUGAACUGGGACCACUAAUGUAAGCAAUCUCUGCUCUGUUUUUCUCACUGGAACUACAGUGGCUUCCAGCACAAAACUGACAACACAAGGAAAUGUUUGAGUAUAUAUAGUCAAACAUUUCCUUCUGAUUGUUCAGUCGGAAUCUGUGUGUGAAGAUUCAGGUUGUUAUAACAUUGAUACAGAAACUAAAGUUCUUUGGUUGAAGAGAGUGAUGAACUGUACAAAAAUGAUGAAGUGAACAGGAAAUUAAAAUAAACACUUUUAUUAAAUAGA
Perca fluviatilis (European perch) is the source of this 6820-nucleotide messenger RNA. RefSeq names its product solute carrier family 6 member 17 (gene slc6a17). The transcript has 12 exons. Gene Ontology annotation, cellular component: synaptic vesicle; plasma membrane. The record is from RefSeq and is a predicted model, not a curated record. NCBI's taxonomy places the organism in Eukaryota, Metazoa, Chordata, Actinopteri, Perciformes, Percidae. The coding region runs from base 425 to 2617 and encodes 730 amino acids. Gene Ontology annotation, biological process: L-leucine transport; alanine transport; sodium ion transmembrane transport.